Nerophis lumbriciformis (worm pipefish) is the source of this 1515-nucleotide messenger RNA. Lineage: Eukaryota; Metazoa; Chordata; Actinopteri; Syngnathiformes; Syngnathidae. The record is from RefSeq and is a predicted model, not a curated record.
AUGCUUAUCAGCGUUAGCUGCGAGGAUUACCUUGAAGAGCAGACUUAUAGCCAGAUCACGCCCGAGCUCGUGUUCACAAGCUCAGCAAAUGCCCAGCUUGCAGUCAAUGCUAUUUAUUCUUCGUUAUUCCAAGACUUCGGCGACAUGCGAGGCUUCUGGCCUGCCACGUGGAUGCAGAUGAACCAAGAAUUUUCUUUCUACAGUGAUAAUGGUUCCAGCGACCUCAGAUGGGAUUCUGGUCAACUACGAGUUUACCAUAUGUGGCGAGGCCUUUUCCGCAGCAUCAAUGCUGCCAAUACAGCGAUCUCCGGUGUCGGAGAAAUGGAAACCGGGGAGGCGAUCACAGAGGAGCAGAAAAAUCUACUCAUUGCCGAGGCCAGAUUCUUGCGGGCCCAUGCUUACUAUUAUUUACUGCGAUUGUGGGGAGGUGUCCCACUGCAUAUGGAACCCACUGCAAACCCUGAGGAAGCUGCUCUACCCAGAAGCAGUGCUCAGACCGUCUUCGAAUUCAUCGUAGAGGACCUUAAGUUUGCACAGCAGCACCUGCCGGUGAACUGGAAAGGAGGGUUCCCGGACAAUGGCCGUUGUACGAUGGGGUCAGCCACAGCUAUGCUGGCACAGGUUUAUGCCACUGUAUCCGGCGCGCAGUUCGAGGGCAAUGACGCCCCAUCGGAUGGAGAUGGCAAUUUCAAUAAUAUCAGCCAAAAGUAUUGGAAUGAGGCCAGAACCGAACUGGCCAGCCUCAUUGAUGAGGGUAAUCCUGCCCAAGCAAAAGCGCCCUACAUGUAUGCUUUGGAACCGAAUCUGGCAGAUCUUUAUGCCGGAGGUGAGCAAGUCGGAGGCGCCUGGUCUGCGGUAAGGAAUGCCAAAGAUCUGGGUCAAGAAGUUAUCUGGGCCGCUAACUAUGAGCCGGCUAUCUACCAGGGUACCUGGUUGUUAAAUCACUGGGGAGGUCGGUUUAUAUCCCCUUAUGUCCAGGAGAGGUUUGAGCAGGGUGGUUACCGGUCGGUGGUUAAGCACGAUUCCGUAUUCAGAGCCGACCAGGGACGGCUCGUAAACAAGCAUAUGAAGCGCAACUGGGCCGGUAAUAAUAAUGAAAACAAUAUUUAUUGGGCUCGAUAUGGAGGUAUUCUCCUCCUGAUGGCCAUUGUGGAAAAUGAAGUUAAUGGUGGCCCAACCCCACUUGCUGAGGCCUGCCUCAAUGCCGUCAGAGCCAGGGCCCGUAAUGGAGAUGGUACCACUACCUAUACUAUGCCAGCUGAUGUAGCAUCGGGAUUGAGCUAUGAAGCCUUCAAGGACGAGGCCUAUGACGAAAGAAUUGCGGAAUUAUUUAUAGAGUUUAAGUCCUGGUCCGACUUGCAAAUGUCAGGACGCCUGGAAAGAGAUUGGGCAAUACUGGCAUCUGGGGAAGACGGUGACCGUGGGACCUACAGAAAACAGUGGAAAUUGCUUCCUGUUCCACAAAGGGAGAUCGACGUUUCCGGAGGUAUUCUCGGCCAAAACGCCGGGCACUGA